UGUUUUGACCGGAGGAGGGGUGAUUAUGGGGCCUGGCCGCAUCUCGCAGUCGUUCCUUGCGCGCUGCCGGCUCCUGGUGGCGGCUCUCGGCGCGGCCCGCUGCCAUGGCGGGCUGCUGUCCGCCCGCCCGCUCAGCGCCGCCUCUGGCCUGCGGGCUCCCCAGCGGCCGCCGGGCAGGAGUGAACCACCACGGGCGGGCGGCGGAGGGCGGUGGAACGGAGCGGCGAGCGCCGGCGGGGAUGAAGAAGAAGAAGAAGAAGAAGAGGAGGAGGAGGAGGAGGAGGAGGAGGAGGAGGCGGCGGAGCUGGAGGAGCUGCUGGGCCCCUCUCCUCUGGCCGUGGAGCCCGGCGUGCAGCGCGUGGUCGUGGUGCACCCGGCGGUCAAGUGGGGCCCAAAGAAAUCGCCGCUCACCACUGCUGAAUUACAGGUUGCUGAAGCCGUUGCUCUUGUAGAUACCCUUCAGAACUGGACAGUUUUAGAUAAAAUAGUUAUUCCUACAAAAAAUCCUGACAAGAAAUUAAUUUUUGGCAAAGGAAACUUCCAGGUUUUAACAGAAAAGAUUAAAAAAUUGCCCCAAGUGACAGCUGUCUUCUUGAAUGUGGAAAGAAUAUCUUCACUAACAAAGAAAGAACUAGAAGAUGCCUGGGGUGUGAAAGUCUUUGACAGAUACACGGUUGUACUUCACAUUUUUCGUUGUAAUGCCCGGACCAAAGAAGCAAAACUUCAGAUAGCACUGGCUGAAAUUCCACUUCUCAGGUCAAAUCUGAAAAAUGAGGUGUCUCAGCUAGAUCAGCAGAGAGGUGGAUCAAGAUACAUCAUGGGCUCAGGUGAAACAUUUAUGGAGACACAAUAUCGUAUCUUGAAAGAAAAAGAACUUAAAAUUAGGAAUGCCCUGGAGAAACUAAGGAGGAAAAGGUCAUUACUUAGAACUCAACGCAAAAAACGCGAGUUUCCGAUUAUCUCAGUAAUGGGUUAUACUAAUUGUGGAAAAACUACUUUGAUCAAAGCCUUGACUGGGGAAGCAGGAAUUCAGCCCAGAGAUCAGCUGUUUGCCACUCUUGAUAUUACAGCCCAUGCUGGCUAUCUGCCCUCACAUAUGGCAGUUAUUUAUGUUGACACCAUUGGAUUUCUGACUGAUCUCCCACAUAAUCUGGUUGAGUCCUUUUCAGCUACCUUAGAAGAAGUGGUUUACUCAGAUCUUAUAGUUCAUGUGAGGGAUAUUACUCAUCCAGAAACCAUCCUCCAGAAAGCAACUGUGCUGUCAGUUCUGAAGAAUCUGAAUCUUCCCAGCCAUUUACUGGACUCAAUGGUGGAAGUUCAUAACAAAGUGGAUUUGAUAGAAAGGUAUAAACCCGCUGAAGAAAAUGUGUUAGCCAUUUCUGCUCUACAUGGACAAGGUUUAGAAGAGCUGAAAGAAGAAAUAGAGAAAAAAAUUUUGACAGCAACAGGGAAGAAGAUUCUGACAGUUAACGUCAACUUAGAGGGACCUCAGCUAAGUUGGCUCUAUAAGGAAGCAACAGUUCAGGAAGUAGAAGUGAUGCCUGAAGAUGGCACAGCCAGGGUGAAGGUGAUAAUCGGCAAUUCUGCUUUUGGCAAAUACAAAAACCUCUUUCCCAACAGUAAGAUUUAUAUGCCGUGAAACUGCAUCUGCUUUUCUGGGAAAAGAAACUGAUCUCAUUAAGAUGUGAAAUUAAAUCAAUGACUUGUUAGUCUGGGUGCUGAAGAGUGUAUUCCUUCUCCAGUUGAUGAUUUUCAUGUGUUUUAGAGGCGGACACUGUUUCAGAAAACUUCUAUUUGGACACAGUAAGAACUUUGAGCUUCAUUCUGUCAGCAAGUGUAAGGACAGCACCAAGUUUUUAAUGUUAAAACAGCUGUUGGUUGUAAGUUGUGGACCUUCAUACACAUGGAAAUCAUAGGAUGGCAUCUGAAUUAACCUUCAGAAAAGUACCAAGUUUCUUAUACAAAUAAAGCUUUUUAACCCUUUUUUUUUUUAAGAAUAAAAUAAUAUUUAUUAUAGUUAAGGUGUCUUGGAUGGUCAUUGGAAAAGGAAAGUUACUGAACAAAAUGUUGCUGGCUGUAUAUAAAUAAUACAGAUCAAGAUGUAUUCAAAUACAGUGUGUGAACCUAAGUAAAAUAACUGCCACAUCUUAUUUUUGAAAUGUCCUGAGUUCAGCUGUUCUGAGUUAUCGGCUGGGCUUAAACUGUGACAUGAAGCAAAAAUCCCCAUGGAUUUGUAUAUUUAAGCAAUAAAUUGAUAUAAAAUAAAUAAAGUUAUAAGUUAUAAA
Molecule: messenger RNA, 2285 nt
Organism: Pezoporus occidentalis (night parrot)
Lineage: Eukaryota; Metazoa; Chordata; Aves; Psittaciformes; Psittacidae
Gene: GTPBP6
Product: GTP binding protein 6 (putative)
Exons: 10
Coding region: 26-1639 (537 amino acids)
Cellular component (GO): cytoplasm
Molecular function (GO): GTP binding; ribosome binding
Source: RefSeq, a predicted model, not a curated record